This is a messenger RNA of Notodromas monacha, 874 nucleotides long. The record is from the annotation of a GenBank genome assembly. NCBI's taxonomy places the organism in Eukaryota, Metazoa, Arthropoda, Ostracoda, Podocopida, Cyprididae.
UUUUCCUGUUUUAGGUUCUGUUAUUGGUCCCAGUGUGAGGAUGUCGAAACACGACAAAAUGAUAGAUGGUGACUGGGUGUGCCCGAAUGAAGAUUGCCAGAAUUUGAAUUUUGCUCGUCGGACUCAGUGCAAUCGUUGUGGCAUCGAUAAGCCCUUCUCGCGUCAGAGCGGUCAUAAAGGAGGCAUAAAAAUCGGAAAGGCAGCUGCGGAAAAGAGUCGAGGAUUGUUUUCAGCCGACGACUGGCAAUGUCCCAAGUGUGGGAAUGUGAACUGGGCCCGUCGAUCAACGUGCAACGUUUGCAAUGCCCCGAGAACUGGUGAAGAAGAACGCACCGGCUUGGGCGGUGGUUACAAUGAACGUGAAGAUGUCGAGUACAAAGAGCGCGAAGACUCUGAUGGAGAAUAUGAUGAGUUUGGUCGCAGAAAGAAAAAGUUCCGCGGAAAUGAAUCGGACUCGUCCACUCCGUCCGCUUCUAAAACAAAGCCAAGUAAAGAUCAGAAAGAGGCCUCUGAGAAUGAGGAGGAAGAUGACGAUGAAGAAGAAGAUGGGGAUUUGUCCAAGUAUGAUUUAUGGGGAUCCGAUGCGGAGGAAGAUACCAAGAAGGCUGACACCGAAGAAAAAACGACAACGAACGACAAACCCGAAGCGGCGAAGAACAAGCGAAGUCGUAGCAGGUCUCGCUCGUCCAGCAGCGAGCGCCGGUCCAGGUAUUGGGGGGUGUUCACGAGAUCGGAAUGGUGCCCGUUGAUGAUGGAUGCUGUUGGCCGGUACAUCACCCCGGACGUGUGGUGGUACUACAUGAUCGAGUUGUCGUUCUAUUGGGCGUUGAUGGUGUCCCAGUUCACGGAUGUGAAGCGCCGUGAUUUUGCGCAA